Messenger RNA from Merops nubicus (carmine bee-eater), 2436 nucleotides. RefSeq names its product Kell blood group, metallo-endopeptidase (gene KEL). Gene Ontology annotation, biological process: protein processing. NCBI's taxonomy places the organism in Eukaryota, Metazoa, Chordata, Aves, Coraciiformes, Meropidae. Bases 1 to 2436 code for a protein of 811 amino acids. Gene Ontology annotation, molecular function: metalloendopeptidase activity. The transcript has 20 exons. The record is from RefSeq and is a predicted model, not a curated record. Gene Ontology annotation, cellular component: plasma membrane.
AUGUCCAACACUAUUCUUUUCAAUGAGCUGAUCAGUGUUACGUUUGGAAAAGCUAAUGCCCUGUACAGGGAGAAGAAAAUGAGAGAGAGCAAAAAGAGUCAGUACAUGGGCUUCCCCCUGUGGGAGGAGGAGCGCGGGAUCCCUCACGAGCACUAUCUUGCAUGCAGCCGGCCGGGCUGGAAGCAGAGGCUGGCCCUGAGCGCAGCGGCGGGAGCCGGCGGGGGAGCGGGGGACAGCUGUGCCCCCCGCGGGAGCAGAGCCAGCGUGGGGACCAGGAUGAGGAGGACUCCAGAGGCCUGUGACCAUGAACAGAGAACAGGCACAAGUCAGCAUCGAUGCCUUCAAGGGAGGAGCCUCCUUCUGUGUGCACUUCUUCUCAGUACUCUCCUUGGCUUCACACUGCUUAUCACCCACAUGGUGAUGCCUUGUGGCUUAGGAUCCUGUGAUGCCAAGCUGCCUCUCACACUGUUGGCCAGACUCCUGAGUUCUAGGAAUGACACCGUAGACCCCUGUGAGGAUUUCUACAAAUAUGCCUGUGGCAGCUGGGAAGGCAAACACUCAAACAGGACCACAGAAGAAUCACUAAAUGUGUUUGAUGUGCUGUUGGAAGAAAACCUGCUGAUCCUGAAAAGGCUUUUAGAGGGCCCACAGUUUGGGGGAAGAGGCUCAGCUAAGGAGAAGGCUGUCCGGUUCUAUCGCUCCUGCAUGGACACCCAACAGAUAGAAUCCCAAGGUGCUCAACCACUGAAGGAUGUCCUAAAUCAGGUUGGUGGAUGGAAUAUCACAGGUGUGGGGAAAGAAAAAGAUUUCAAUGAAACUCUUCGGACUCUCAUGGGCAAAUACAGCACCUUUCCCUUUUUCAGAGUCUCUGUGGGACCUAGUCCUUUUGACCUCAAGACCAAUAUUAUUCAGAUUGACCAUCCUGAGUUUGAGAUGCCACCUAAGAGUAAAUUCAAAGGGAAAAAUUAUCCUGAGGUUGUCCGUGUCUAUUUAUCAUAUUUGAAGAAACUGGGGAGCCUGCUUGGAGGGCCAGAGGAUGGUGCCUCUGAUUCCUUUUCCCUUACCUUGUCCUUCAUCUCCAACCUCCAGCAAGCUGUCACCCCACUGCAGGAAAGGCAGCAGAGGGGGAUGCUGUUCUUUCACACUACCAUCAGGGAGCUACAGGAGAAGGCCCCUGCCAUUGACUGGUUGUCAUGCCUCCAGGCUGUCUUCCAUCCUGUGCCCAUGAACCUCUCCCAGGCAGUGGCAGUGCAUGACAUGGAUUAUCUACAACGCAUGUCACAGCUCAUCAGCCAGUGGCAGAAGGAAAGGGUCCUUCACAUCUAUAUGAUUGUUUGUCUGGUUGGGAAUCUUUCCCCAGCCCUUGACAGUCGAUUCCAAGAUGCACGCCUGGAGCUAUCUAAGAUCCUUUAUGGGAAAAUGGGAUCUGGAAUGAUCCCAGCUGAGCACUGGAGGAAGUGCUUGACUGAUACCAGCACUUUCUUUGAGCCAGUUCUAGGGCAGAUGAUUGUGCAAGAAAUUUUCCCUCCGCAGUCCAAGAAACUUGCCGAGCGGAUGUUCUCUGAGAUCCAGGACACCCUCUGUGAGCGGCUGGCUCGGCUGGAGUGGAUGGACCAGCAGACUCAACAGCAGGCUAAAGCCUUGGUUUCCAAACUCCACGUAGAGAUUGGCUAUCCAGCUCACAUACUCCAGCCUGCCAAAGUGAACCUGGAAUACCAGAAGCUGGAGAUAAAUGAAGGCACGUUUCUCCUCAAUGUGGUGGCUUGCUUGAAAGUACUGAGGGAAAAUUCCUACUUGAAACUCCUUCAGCAUCACUCACAGGAGAUCUGGCAUGUGUCCCCCUGGAGUGUGCAUUCAUACUACUCAAUAAGGCAGCACGUGGUGGUCUUUCCUGCUGGAAUGUUCCGCAGCCCCUUUUUCCACGUGGAGUUUCCCAGUGCUGUGAACUUUGGAGCCAUUGGGGUCUUCAUGGCACAUGAACUUCUGCAUGCAUUCUAUGAUUAUGUGCUGCCUGGGGGCUGUCCCACAUGCAACAGAAGUGCACUGGAGGAGUCUAUAGGCUGCUUGGUCCAGCAGUAUGAGAGCUCUGGCUCUAAGGCCAACGGCACUUGGGCGCUGCUGGAGACCAUGGCUGACAGCGACGGGCUCGCCCUGGCCCACCAGGCCUAUAAGAAUUGGCUGAAAAAGCACAAAGAAGAGAAGGAUUUACCUAAGAUUGGACUGUCACAUGACCAGCUUUUCUACUUCAGUUUUGCUCAUGCAAUGUGUGGACACCAGGAUCCUGAGAAACUACAGUCUUCACUGGCCACAGAUCCACACAGUCCCUUGCCACUUCGUGUCUGUGGGUCUGUCAGCAACAGCCAGGACUUUGCCAAGCACUUCCAUUGUUCCAGUGGAUCCCCAAUGAACCCAGACAACAAAUGUCACAUCUGGUAG